This is a messenger RNA of Rhododendron vialii, 2166 nucleotides long. Its product is annotated as asparagine--tRNA ligase, chloroplastic/mitochondrial. Lineage: Eukaryota; Viridiplantae; Streptophyta; Magnoliopsida; Ericales; Ericaceae. Gene Ontology annotation, biological process: asparaginyl-tRNA aminoacylation. Bases 201 to 1982 code for a protein of 593 amino acids. Gene Ontology annotation, cellular component: mitochondrion. The record is from RefSeq and is a predicted model, not a curated record. The transcript has 15 exons. Gene Ontology annotation, molecular function: asparagine-tRNA ligase activity; ATP binding.
ACCAAAACAUUAUGUCCAUUGGGGUGCUUUUGUUCGAUUGCUAACUUUUCUUUUGAUGAUAAGUUCCGAUAGUUAGCUCUAGGAUUCUGGAAUCGGAAUUUCAGUGGAAGUUACGCAAGCUCGACACCCCGUUAAGAAAAAACACACCACAAGCGGCAUUCAGCACAACCAGUAGAGCGGCUGCGGAGGAACCCAAUCCAAUGGCCACUGCUCUAUCACCGGCCUCCUCCCUCCGCCUAAAACCCGUAUUCUUCUCCCUCUACCGCCAAACAACUAAACUCCCCGCCAACCCCAAAACCCUAACCACCGACCAUUGUCUCCCGCGAAAAUACAUUCGGUACUCUAUUCCGCUAUCGUUUUACACCACAAGCAGCAGCUCAGCUCUGUCUGUACCCAGAAGAGGCCGGCGAAGCUUGUGCACCGUUGCCGCAGGCGCUCUCUCCUCCGGCGAGGCCGUAGAGAAAAUCGGAAAACAGGGCGUCGGAAUUGGCGAGAGAGUCGGCGAGUUCCGGAGAAGAUUGAAGGUUGUGGAUGUCAAGGGAGGGCCCGACGAGGGUUUGGAUCGGUUGGGCCAGACUCUGGUGGUACAGGGUUGGGUUCGGACGCUUCGGGUGCAGAGUAGUGUCACGUUCAUUGAGGUUAAUGAUGGAUCAUGCCUUUCAAACAUGCAAUGUGUGAUGAAUUCAGAUGCUGAAGGCUACGAUGAGGUGGAAAGUGGCUUCAUUGCUACUGGUGCAUCGGUAUGGGUGAAGGGGAUUUUAGUAGCUAGUCAAGGAUCAAAGCAGAAAGUAGAGUUGCAGAUUGAGAAACUCAUAACGGUUGGCAGGAGUGACCCUUCCUUUCCCAUCCAAAAGAAACGGGUCAGCAGGGAAUUUUUGAGAACCAAGGCUCAUCUUCGUCCUAGAACAAAUACUUUCGGUGCGGUCGCAAGGGUGAGGAAUGCUUUGGCCUAUGCUACACAUAAAUUUUUUCAAGACAAUGGCUUUGUUUGGAUCUCAAGUCCUAUCAUUACCGCCUCGGAUUGUGAAGGGGCUGGUGAACAGUUCUGCGUUACAACUCUGAUUCCAAGCUCUCCAGAAGUUACUGAUUCUCGGGUGGAUGCCAUUCCAAAAACAGAAGAUGGUUCUAUUGAUUGGUCACAGGAUUUCUUUGGGAAACCAGCAUUUUUAACUGUCUCUGGCCAACUGAAUGCUGAAACAUAUGCAACUGCUCUCUCCGAUGUGUACACAUUUGGCCCCACCUUUCGAGCAGAAAAUUCCAACACUUCUCGACACUUAGCUGAAUUUUGGAUGAUUGAACCAGAACUUGCAUUUGCCGACCUGAAUGAUGACAUGGCCUGUGCAACUGCCUAUCUCCAUUGGAUUAUUCGAGUGAUAUAUCAUUUCUGCAUGUGGAAGGUAAAGUAUGUCCUGGAACACUGCAAGGAGGAUAUGGAUUUCUUCAAUACUUGGAUCGAGAAAGGAAUUAUCAGCCGUCUUAGUGAUGUGGUGGAGAAGAAUUUUGUGCAGUUGACUUACACGGAUGCUGUGGAGCUUCUUCUAAGAACAGAUAAGAAGUUUGAAUUUCCGGUAAAAUGGGGAUGUGAUUUGCAAAGUGAGCAUGAAAGGUAUAUUACAGAAGAGGCAUUUGGCGGAUGCCCAGUGAUAGUAAGAGACUAUCCCAAGGAGAUAAAGGCAUUUUAUAUGCGGCAAAAUGAUGAUGGAAAGACAGUUUCAGCCAUGGAUAUGUUGGUACCAAGGGUUGGUGAACUAAUUGGUGGAAGCCAAAGAGAAGAACGUCUUGAGUAUCUAGAAGAGCGUUUAGACACCUUAAACCUCAACAAAGAAACCUAUUGGUGGUAUCUUGAUCUACGGCGUUAUGGCUCGGUUCCUCACGCGGGCUUCGGAUUAGGCUUUGAAAGGCUUGUGCAAUUUGCAACUGGCAUAGAGAAUAUAAGAGAUGCAAUACCUUUCCCCAGAACGCCUGGCUCAGCUGAAUUUUGAUAUCUGCACUCUGCAGAGUUGCUUGCUGCCAUACUUCUGUUCUUUUUUCGCAUUUUAGAUUAAGUACUGGCUGUCUUCCCUUGCGCUGGGAACAGAGGGCAAGGUUUCCAUGAGAUGGACCAUUUGUUGUAUGCAUUUAUAAGGUCAUGAAUGAGAAAGUUGAUGAUUUCGUUUUGUUUUCCAA